AUGAUCGUGGCACACACACACUGUUUUCAUUGUGCAAAUGCAGAAUGUGGAAAGUGUCGGAGUAAAUGCAAAGAUUCAAAUUCAAAUGAACGAAGUGAAUUAGACAGUGGUUCUGCUAAUGGAAAAAAACAUUCAGUAAGGAAAACUAAUCGGCCAUACUCAAUUCUUAGCUUAUACACUACAAAUAGAAAAGACGGAAAUGCUAUUACAAGUGCAACAGUCACAUGUCGGAAAUGCUCAAAAGAAGUGUAUGAUGUAGAAAAAAUAUUAGCAGGUGAUCAAUGUACCAAUAUCAGUGGAUUGUCGAGAAAAUUGUUCAUCAACUCUUUCAAGCCUGGCAUUAUAACAAAUACUUUGUUUGCGAAGUUUGCAGAAAAUUACAAGAACAGUAUGCGUUCCAUGUGGCAUCUUAUAUUGCAAUUCUUGCGAAAAAAUUUUGAGCUUCUGUGCAAAUUCGUAGCGAAGGGCUUCAAUGAUAACUGA
Messenger RNA from Brugia pahangi, 483 nucleotides. The record is from the annotation of a GenBank genome assembly. Lineage: Eukaryota; Metazoa; Nematoda; Chromadorea; Rhabditida; Onchocercidae.